GAAUCUAGAGCACGCUACCCUUUUUCCGUUGCUAUGGAUGCAGCGGCGCGCGGGUGACGUUGUGGUCGCCCCGUGUGAUGACGUGCGCUGGCGGGAGGAAGAUGGCGGCGCUGUGUGUCGGGGUGCGGAUGAUGGAGGCGGCGGUGACCGGGCUGCUGGAGCAGGAUCUGACGGAAGGGGAGCUGCGGGAGACGGUCCUGGGGCUCCGGGAGCACGGCGCGCUGCGGGGGGAGGGUUCGUCAGCGUCUCUUUCCUGCAUCCUCAGGAACUGUAACUCGCGGCUGCUGUCUCCUGCCUCGCGGGUUGAGGGAUUAUCCCUCCUGUCUCUGGUUGUGGAAGAGUCCCCCACAGACGUGUUUCAGCAGCACUGCGUCUCCUGGAUCCGCAACGUCCUGCAAGUCAUACAGUCCCAGGACCCUCCCAGGGUGAUCAGCCUGGCAGUGUUUGUGGUACGCUCCCUCCUCGCCCAUUCCUCUGCAUUGCCUGAGUUAUCCCGGGAAAUCUCCACCAAUCACAUUCCAGGACUGCUCACUUCCCUCCUGGGCCUCAGACGCCAGUGUCUGAUUCCUGCACUGGAAGGAAUCCGGUCCUGCCUGAUCUCUUAUCCUCGGGCUUGUGGCUCCCUGCGGGGGAAGCUCACUGCGUUCUUCCUGAGUCUCCUGGAUGAGGAAAAUGUACAAGUUCAGGAGCUGGCCUGCCAAUGCUUCUCCCUCCUCCCGUCGCUGGGUUCGGGCUUCUCGCAGGGGGUCAAGCACACAGAAAACUGGGAACGACAGAUGCAGAGCGUCCUGUGUUCUCUACACGCAGUCUUCCAGCAGCUGUACGAGACGGCGGAGACCGAUCCCGCCCACUACGAGGGUCCUGGGACGGAGCUGGAGCUGGCAGCCCUGGAGGAUGAUGGGGCUUCUAGUUUCCUGCAGCUGGUGAGAAGGUUCUCCGCGCUGGGACAAUGUGUGCGCCUGCUAGUAAGGGAGCAGUUCCCAGCACCGGUGCGGGUUCCAGUGUCCGACAUCCUCAAUUUGGUCUGCCGAGUGGCUAACUUGAACGCAAAGAACUUGAGCUGGCAGGGAGAGGAGUCUCUGCAGCUGCUGCUUCUCCCGCAGAUCCAUAAGAGCGCCCUGGAGAUCCUGGAGUCCACAAUCCUAGCGUGUGGUCCUCGUCUCCUGCCAUUCUCCACUGUGAUCUGCAGAUUAUUUCCCCAACUUCUCAGCUCCUGGGCGUCUGCGAGAGGUGCAGGUGGGGUGCUAGCUGGGCAGGAGAGGCCCUACAGCUCGCUUCGGGCGCUGGUGUAUCGUACGCUAGAACGAUGGGUGACGGUGUGCGGGGGUUCUUCCGGAAUCUUACAGGGGAUGUCCCACCAUUCUGACAUCUUAUUGGCCCAUCUGAUGAGCGACAUCACUCCCCCGACGGACAGCUUAAAGAUAUCUGGGUUUGUGCAGAUUGGAGCCAAGAAACAGAAAGUGUCAGAGGUUGGGAAUGGUGAUUUUCAGAGCCACCGGAAGAGAGAAGCCACUGCCAACACCGAGCUCUGUACUGCAGCCCUGCGUGCGCUGUGCGCCAUUGUACUGUAUGGAGGAUCAUUAAUCAAAGACGACACGCAUCGGCGUCUGCAGGAGCUCUCUAUUCCCCUGCUCAUCCGUCUCCAGCAAGGUUCUGACCAAUGGGUCGGCCCGUACGCCAACAGUGACUGUCGGAAGCAACUUUAUCGGCUACUGCUGUCCCUGACAUUGACUCCCAGCCCCCGACUCGCUGCCCCUCUGCACUGUGCAGUAAGGAUCUUCAGAGUUGGGAUGACGGAGGAGAGUUUGCAGGUCUCGAUGUUCUGCACGGAGGCCCUUGCCAUUUGCAGAGUUAUCAUUCAUCCCCGUGUGCCCACUCUCCAACGCCCCCUUCCACAACAUGGGCCCCGUCCCCCUCUGCAGGCUGAUGUGCCAACCCAGCGACUCCCUGCUCCACUGACAUUCCCUGCCCCAUCUCUAGCAAAUCAUCUUUCCGCCAGGACCACAGUUUCUCUACAGCCAAUGGAGCCUCCAGUUGCCACACCUGUGCCCUCACAGCUGGAGACUUUUGGUGGAAAGACGCCACGACCAGUCUUCAUCCACUACGAGAAAGAAGAGGCCUCCGACGUGGAGAUCUCUUUGGAGAGUGACUCGGAUGACAGCGUAGUAAUUGUACCUGAAGGUCUCCUACAAAAGCCUGCACCUAAACCUGAGCCUUCUCCACCCUCUGUCAAACCUCCGCUCGAAGAGGCAAUGGAGCUUCCCGCUCCAGCUGUUGCUUCACCACCCACUGCAGCUGUGCUGUCACCGCCACCUCCUGCCUGCCCUGGUCCCUCCCCUGGGCCAGCACAACUGCCAGUUGUUGCUGAAUUGCCCCCUCCUCCACCAGAAGGUGACAUGGUAAUUAACAUCAAUAGCACCGACGAAGAAGAGGAGGAGGAGGAGGAGGAUGAUGAGGAAGAAGAGAUGUUUGAUGAGGACGAGGAUGAAUUUUAUGAUGAGGACGAAGAAGACUUAGAGGGGAUGGAUGAGGAGGAAGAAGACUACUAUGAUGAAGAGGAAUGUCUAACAGAAGAGGAGGAAGAUGAGGAGGACCUGGAGGGUGAAGAAGAGGAAGAGGAGGGAGAGGAAGAAGAGGGUUUAAUACAUGAAGACAUGCAAAUUACUCCUGACUUGAAGGCAAUGCAUGAUGCCGUGGAGGCAAUGCAUGAAGAGCAUAAACCAGUAAUGCAUGAGGCAGAGCCAGAGGAGGGUCCCCCACGUCUGUCACCUGUUGAGGAGGAGAGUUGCGAUACGGGUCUGCUGAUGUUGGUGGAAAGUGAAGAACGGGAGGCUCAAGAAGAAGUUUCUGAGGACAGGGACCCAGAGGACGAGGUCAUAAACAGCCCACCCCCACCUCCACCCCCUGUGCUGACGCCGCCAGCCUCUUCUCCAAUUCCCGCUCAGGAAGAGGAGAGUGCGGCGCCAGAGUCUGAACCUUUGCCAGAGCCUGAAUCGCCUGUGGUCUCUGAAGAGCCAGCGAAGAAGGAGGAAGAGCAUAAAAGGCCUGAGGUGGUGGGGGAGGAAGAAGAGGAGGUCCUUGAGGAAUCGGAGGAAGAAAUGCGUGACGCAGAGUCCAUGUUGGCAGACUUUAACGACUGUCCUCCGGAUGAUGACAAAGUCCCGGAACCUGUCACGUGACCCGCUACGUUCCCAAAGCCCUGGAUCCUUCAGUUCCUCUCAUGACCCAUUUUGUAUUUAAAAAAAGUGCCCUCUACCGAGACGCAAUCCCUCCAGAAAUACACGACCGCGUCCCGUAAAAACGUACUGCGUUCCACCUCUCCACAGUGGACUUUUCUACCGUGUAGUCUUUGCCGAAAAAGUGUACCGCCACCUUCUCGUACAUAUGGUUUUUUUAACUAUUUAGUUCACUUUUUUUUUUUUUUAAGCAAAAGUCCAUUUCCUCGUUUCAGUUUUGGCUCCAAACUUGAGAUGUUUUUUUGGUUGUUGGUAAAAUGUGUGAAUUUUCGAAGGAGAAUUGUUUUUUUUUUUUUUUUUUUUUUUCUUGUACUGUGUGAAUAUAUGAUCUUUGACCUUAUAUUGUAAUGCACUGAUUCGCCUGUCCCUGCCACACAAAUUGUAGCACUUCAACAAGCACAUCAUAUGCAUCAGCUAGUUUAGGUGACUGGUAAUGCUUAAAAAAUUUUUAAAAAAACCACCCACUGACAGCAAUUUGGGAGUCUUAACCAGCAGUUUUCUACCCAGCGUUUCAAUAUUUUAUCAUUAUAUUGCAAAAAAUCUCGAAAAAUGGGUAGGAAACUACCCACCUGGGCCAAAAUGGGUUAAGCAGCCUUCAACCAGUCCUAUUAGGUCCUCAAGGCUUGGUGAUGUCACUAGUGUUUAAUAAGUUGCUAGGCAACACUCACAUGCAUACUGCAGGUGCACAAAAUGGCUGCCUACCCUCUUGAGCUUCGGUUACCCAACGGUCAUAUCAAAGUACCGGCGGCAUUGUUUGUGAGAAGUCACACAAUGCCCUGACUGUUGCUCGUUGUGUAUACCAUGCUACAUGACGGUAUAUUACCUCCCCAUAAUACGGUUUCCACAAGCCAAUAAUAAGUGGCUGCUCUGGGCACACGCAUGUGUCCCAAGUGUUACAUACUCGCAUGUGAUGAUGAUGAUGUCUGAUAUUUUUGUUUUGGUGACUAUUUUCACAAUAAAAUUGGUAUUUGGCA
Molecule: messenger RNA, 4210 nt
Organism: Pseudophryne corroboree (corroboree frog)
Lineage: Eukaryota; Metazoa; Chordata; Amphibia; Anura; Myobatrachidae
Gene: PELP1
Product: proline, glutamate and leucine rich protein 1
Exons: 17
Coding region: 78-3179 (1033 amino acids)
Biological process (GO): rRNA processing
Cellular component (GO): nucleus
Source: RefSeq, a predicted model, not a curated record